CACUAGUGUUCGUAAGAUGCACCUGUUCAAGGGCUCUUCAACCAUCAUCGGGAUAGGAUGACUAUUCCAAGCCAUAUCAAUCACUGCACGUGAGAGCUGGAGCGGAGUUUGGAAGACUUCUCCGCUCGUCCUCUGUAGCCGAUAGCGGGCUUGAGCGUCUCCACCUUUGGAAGCGCGAGUUGAGUUGAGGCAGCCUUGGUCAGCCGGAAGUUGUUCAAGACGCUGUGAAACAUCUUUCCUCCAGAUCAAUACCAUAAUCACAAUUCAAAAUGGCGGCAGCAAUCAAGGCCCUCAAUGCGAAGAUUCGCUCAAACCCCUACACCGACUACCUCUGCUCGACCCACUUCUGGGGCCCCGCAUCCAACUUUGGUAUUCCUCUCGCUGCCGUAAUGGACACACAAAAGGACCCUGAAAUUAUCUCUGGAUCCAUGACCGCUGCUCUCUGCGGCUACUCUGCCACAUUCAUGCGCUACGCCUUUGCCGUCACCCCCGUAAACUACCUCCUCUUUGGCUGUCACUUUGUCAACUUUGGCGCACAAGUGACUCAGGGAUACAGAUACCUCAACUACUGGAACUUCGGUGGUAGAGAGUUGAAGCAAAAGGCCACACAGGAGGCUUCUCACAUUGCCGAUCAGGCCAAGGCCGCCGCUGCAAAGGUCGAGUCCAAGGCCAAGGAGGUCGCCAACAAGGUCACCAGCUCAUAAACAAUACCAACAUCUUGUUCAUGGAAUUCACUUCCAGCACACACUAAAGUCCUCGAGCACGUGAUUGAUGCAUUGGAUACCACACGCACCACGCGACCAGACCUUGUCAGGGCUAACAAGUCGGGCCAUGAGGUCGAAGAAGAGCUUUGCACGUAUAUCUGGGGACGGCUAUUCCAUGGUUACGCUGCCAAAUGUCCAUAAUCGUUUCAUAAUGAAUGAAUCUUUUCCAAACAUCAACUUUACUGCUUCAUCAGACUACGCUUUACUAAUCUCCUGAAUACGAUUGUCACAGGACCAUCCUGUUGAUAGUUUAGAGUCUAUAUUGAGGGGCAAUGCAUUUCUUCCUACAGUCU
This is a messenger RNA of Aureobasidium subglaciale EXF-2481, 1057 nucleotides long. RefSeq lists its product as uncharacterized. Gene Ontology annotation, cellular component: mitochondrial inner membrane. Gene Ontology annotation, biological process: pyruvate import into mitochondria. The record is from RefSeq and is a predicted model, not a curated record. Bases 270 to 704 code for a protein of 144 amino acids. The transcript is spliced from 4 exons. NCBI's taxonomy places the organism in Eukaryota, Fungi, Ascomycota, Dothideomycetes, Dothideales, Saccotheciaceae.